Molecule: messenger RNA, 1893 nt
Organism: Sitodiplosis mosellana (orange wheat blossom midge)
Lineage: Eukaryota; Metazoa; Arthropoda; Insecta; Diptera; Cecidomyiidae
Gene: Hs2st
Product: heparin sulfate O-sulfotransferase
Exons: 7
Coding region: 288-1325 (345 amino acids)
Cellular component (GO): membrane
Molecular function (GO): heparan sulfate 2-sulfotransferase activity
Source: RefSeq, a predicted model, not a curated record
CAGUUCGGUUAGUGUGUGACAUGCCAUACCCGAGGCAUGCAUACAAAAAUACCUUCGCAGUUAUUCAAUCAUUGUUUUUGUUUGUAACAAAUUCAACAAUUUUUUUUUCGUCAUUCUCUAUCUCUCAAAUCGAUUGGAGAAAUCACUAUGUGCCAUCAGAAAAUGUAGUCCAUUCAGUCAAAAUUAAAAGUUAUACGAAAAUUUAAUCGCUAAUCAUAUCAGAAUUUAAAUACAAACAAAAUAAAUAAAUCCAAGCAAUUUUAAUGUGAAUACAGUGUGUAAAAAAGAUGGUUUCCAGGAGGAAGGUGUUGUUGGUGUUUUGUGCAGCUAGUGGUGCCUUUUCGCUGCUUUGCGUCUGGUCCUAUUUCAUUCGAAUGGAAAAAUUCUAUUGGGAAGCGAAAACAACCGAAUAUGCCGCGUACAACCACGCUGAAGCAGCUGCACUCAAAUCACACGAAACUAACUCAUUCGAUGAUAAUUUAAUUGUUAUUUACAAUCGUGUCCCGAAAACGGGCUCCACCAGUUUCAUUAAUUUAGCUUAUGAUUUGUGCAAGAAAAAUCACUUCUAUGUACUGCACAUUAACAUCACCGCCAAUAUGCAUGUCUUAUCACUCAAUAACCAACUUAGCUUUGCGCGUAACAUAAGCGCUUGGAGUGAAAUGAAACCAGCGCUGUAUCACGGCCAUAUGGCUUAUCUGGACUUUUCAAAAUUCCAAAUCCCACAGAAACCAAUUUAUAUAAAUUUGAUAAGAAGACCAAUAGACCGUUUAGUAUCAUAUUACUAUUUUUUGCGAUAUGGAGACAACUACAGGCCGAAUUUGGUGCGACGAAAAGCGGGCGAUAAAAUGACAUUAGAUGAGUGUAUAAAACGAAAGCAACCGGAUUGCGAUGUAAAAUAUAUGUGGCUGCAAGUGCCAUUCUUUUGUGGUCAUGCGGCUGAGUGCUGGCGACCGGGUAGCGAAUGGGCGUUAGAGCAAGCCAAGUAUAACUUAGUGAAUCAUUACUUUUUAGUUGGAGUAACAGAAGAAAUGGAAGAUUUCAUAUAUCUAUUAGAGUUAUCGUUGCCAAGAAUAUUCAAAGGAUCAAUGAAUCAAUAUCUAAACUCGAGUAAAUCGCAUCUGCGUCAGACGACAUCAAAGAUCGAUCCGAGUCCGGAGACGAUAGCUGCAAUAAAAAAGACCGAAGUAUGGCGGUUGGAGCACGAAUUCUAUGAAUUUGCAUUGCAGCAAUUCCACUUCAACUACAAAUUGCAGAACAAAAUUAAAGUACAGGGUCAAAAUUUGGAGCAAAAAUUCUUUUACGAAAAAAUUCGACCAAAAAAAUAGUGAAAAAACAACAAGACGAUCUCAUUUUAUGUUUUUGUAUGAUUUCACAAAAAGCGAUUAAUGACAUUUACAAUUGCAUCAAAACACGCGGUCAUUGAUAGUGUAGAAGCCAUUCGAUCGUAUAUAAGCAUCGAUAGAUUUGUUCGUUCACUGAGUUUUACCUUUAGUUCUUCUUUGUCAAUUUAUAAAAAAUACUCUAUUAGCGAAUUUUCAUUCAGCAGUCAAUUGCUAUACCUAUUCAACAACAAAAAAAAUGCUCAACACUUGAUAUUUCGUAUCACAGACAUGAUACUCUACUGAAAUUAUGAUAUUGUUGCCUGAUCUGAGUGGCACUUUGUUAGGAACUGUUAGAUUUCACUUUUUUCUAUCUAGUUCUUAUAUCUAGAUCCUAUUGAUAGAAAGCAAAGACCGACUUAAUUUUUUACCAACAAAAACAUACACACACCGAACAUUUUCUAUUCUUUGUCACCAAUUAGCUUAUAUUUAUUGUGUAAUUAAAUGCAACAAAAUUAGACUAAGAGUAACGGACUCAAGGUGAAAAAUAAAAAGACAUUUUAUUAUUCACAAA